Messenger RNA from Parus major (Great Tit), 4262 nucleotides. RefSeq lists its product as uncharacterized. Lineage: Eukaryota; Metazoa; Chordata; Aves; Passeriformes; Paridae. The transcript is spliced from 12 exons. Gene Ontology annotation, molecular function: polynucleotide 5'-phosphatase activity; protein tyrosine/serine/threonine phosphatase activity. The coding region runs from base 289 to 2277 and encodes 662 amino acids. The record is from RefSeq and is a predicted model, not a curated record. Gene Ontology annotation, biological process: dephosphorylation.
ACCGGCAUUCCUAAGGAUGCCGCGUUCUCAGGGCGGGGUCGGGUCGGGCCUGGCCUGGCCCGGCCUCCACCGCGCAGGCGCGGAGCCGCCACCGCCCCUCGGCCCAUUGGCCGCGCUGCCCGCGCUUCGCUCCCCGGCCCGCCCCGCCCGCCGCCGCCGCGCAGGCGCAGUCGCGGUCCUUUCGGGAAGGUUCUGUGUCGCACCAGCUUUUCCUUCCUCCGCCAGGGAAAUCCUGUCCGGUGCCCACUUUCACCGUUGCCUCCUGCUCUGCCUGCUCCUGCUUUCAGCAUGGUUAAGAAGAAUACUAUCCCUGAUGGAUGGCGGAGUUUGACACCAGUUGGACAGCCUAUACCAGGAACGAGAUUUAUUGCAUUCAAAGUACCUUUAAAAGGGGCAAUUAACCAGAGGCUUACCCCAACCCAGAAAUUUACACCAAAAGACUUAAUUGCUGCAAUGAAAGCCCUAAACGUGGAACUUGGAUUAAUUAUUGAUUUAACAUAUACCACACGAUACUAUGAAGUUAAGGAUUUACCUAAAAGUGUGCAGUAUAAGAAACUUUAUACUGUUGGACUUGAAGUCCCUGAUAAUGCUACUAUCCUACAGUUCAAAAAGUGGGUCAGAAAAUUCCUUUGGGAAAAUGCAGGAAAUGAAAAGCUCAUUGGCGUGCACUGUACUAAUGGAAUUAAUAGAACUGGCUACCUUAUAUGUAGGUAUCUUAUAGACGUUGAAGGCUGGGAUCCAGAGGCAGCAAUUCAGGCUUUUGGCGAUGCCAGAGGUCAUCGCAUGGAUGGCCUUGUGUACCUCACAGAUCUCAGGACACAGCCCAUGCGAAGUAACCUUGGAAUGGAUGUAUGGGAUGCAGAUGAAGACAUUAUCCCACCACCACAUGCAAUGGAAGGAUCUGUAGAGCGGUUCCCAAAUGAAGAUUUUCAGGGGUCUGGCAAAAGAUUAAGAAUUUAUGAUGACCACUCUCACAAUGAUUUGCAAGGACAGAUGCAGUUGCGAGAUUUUGACUUCAUUAAUAAGGGGCCUGGACAAAGACGAAGAGCAUUUCAUGACCAUCAAACUCAGGAUGAAUUACGAGCAUCAGUGCAGAAGAGAAAUUGGGACUACAACAGGGGACCAGAACAAAGACAAAGAGCCUUUACUGAUCACCAGAUUUAUGAUGAUUAUCAAGAAAACACACAGCUGAAGGACCUAGACUUCAGUAACAAGGGGCAUGGACAGAGUUUGAGACCUUUUCAUGGACACCAGUUUCGUGAAGAUUUGCAAGCAGACAGACAGUCUUUCGACUUCAACAGAGGCCGGGAACAAAGGCAGAGAUCUUUCCCUGACCAUCCAUCUCCUAAUGAUUUGCAGGAAGACAGACAGUCAAAGGAUUUUGAUUUUGGUGGCAGAGGCCGUGGCCAGAGGCAAAAACUGUUCCAUGACCGCCAAUCUCAUGAUGAAUUUCAGACUCAAAUGCAGUUAAAAGAAUUGGAUUCUGCCAGUAGAGGUCCUGGUCAAAGACUAAGAUCCUUCCAUGACUAUGAGUCACAUGAUGACUUGCAGACACAGAUGCAAUUGGGAGAUUUUGAAUUUGUUAAGAGGGGUCGUAGGCAGAGGUUGAGACCUUUUAAUGAUCACCAGCCUCGCAAUGACUUAAAAACAGAGAUGCAGCUGAAAGAUUAUGAUAAUAAAGGUCCUGGACAAAGGUGCAGACCUUUUCAUGACCCUCAGCCUUAUGAAGGCUUACAGGAACAGACUCAAUCAAAAGAUUUUGAUUAUGGUAGUAAAGGGCAUGGACAAAGGCCAAGACCUUUUCAUGAUCAUCCAGGUCACAACGACUUGCCACGUGAAUGGUGUUCAGACAGAAGUCAGUCCUAUUCUUCCCAUGAAAACGUACCAGAACCUCAUUUCUCCUCAUCUCCUUCACUUCACAGAGAUUACGGGUCUGAUAAUGAUGACUUCACCAGAAAUUACAGUAAUCGACUACAUUGUCCUGAGGACAAUAGAAGAGUGCAUCCCUCAGAGGAAUUUAAUAGAGGAAAAAACAGAUUUGCACCAUACUCUUCACGAACAAUGCAUCCAUCUUCAUCCAUACACCAAGAGGAUAGUUCAAUAGACUAUGAAAGAAAGCCUUUUCAGGGUGAAACUACCAGAAGCAUGGAACAAAGUAAAAGAUUACCAGUUGUAACAGUUGAUUACAAUUACGGCCUGCCACUAGAUUGUGGACCUGAAGAGGAAGAGAGAUCACAUUAUGAUUUACCACCAAGAGACCACUACAACUGGAACUGAAUAAAAAGGCCAAUGUUUGCUCCACUUAGAAUUGCUCUUACCCAUUUUAUUUUGUAUGUGGACCAAUUUUUUUUAAGCAAAUUAGCUAAAUGGAAAUUUCAGUAGUAAAGACCAGGUCUCUAUUGUAAGAUUAGCUUCUACUGAUGUUUGGUUCAUUAAAUUUAUUAGGCUGUAUUUGUUAAGUGUCAUUGGAGACAGUGUCUCUGUACACAUGGAAUUUAAGCAGUCCUUCCUUUUAGUGAAAUUGCAACCCUGAAACAAACAACCCCUUAAAACAAACAACUUUCCAAGUGAUUGCAUUUGUUUUUUGUUUUACAGUUUGUUAAAAUGUAUGUGAUUUCUAUAUGCAUAAUAAAACACUGCACUAUCAGGUAGACUAGCAUUGAAAUAAUGGGGAAAAUAAUUAGAAAUUAAUGAAGCCAAGUUAUGUCCAGUUCAUCCUUUAAUUUGAAACCAGAUGUUUGAAUUAUUGCUAACAAUCACUGCAGCAUCACAAUUUACUUCUAUAUUGUCUGUACCUUUCACUGAACUGACCUAGCUGCGUUCUUUUUCAUAGCAGAAUUUUUCCCAGACUGCUAAGGACAUGUGAACAAGUGGAGUUUGAAUACUCUAAAUGUCAAACUUGCUUUUCAGUAAUUCAAAUAUCUCAUCCUGAUUGUGUAUUUUUUUUCCUGAUCCCUUAGGUUAUCAUUGUUUCAGAAUAACCCACAGGUAAAUUUUGCCAGUUUCUCAGCAACAAAUCCUAAGGAAGGUAUGUCAUGUAUGUCACCUUAGCUGUCUUCACUGGCCAAGGGCACUGGUGCCUAUGUGCUUACACUUCCUUCUUUGUCAGUCACAUCUCUCCUACUCCACAGUUCUGUUUUUUACUGGUUUCUUCUUACAGCAGAGCAAUAUAAUCAGAACAGAAGACUUACUUCGGGUGAGCUCCUUUUAAAAGUCAUGUAUUGAACAGUUUCCUGAACUGCCUGUGGCUCUCACAAAGGUAGUGCAACAAACAGUAAUUUAAUUUAUGGCAGCAGCUGUGCAGUAGCACCAACAGCUCCUAUUGUGGGUAAACAAAUCAUUCCAUAGGAUGGAAAACAGUAUUACUAUAAUACUUAGGUAAAUUAAAAUACCUACAUUUUAAUGAAGUAAUAUUUUAAAAGGCAUCACAAUAAAUAAGGAUAAAGGUAGACCAUUAUAUUAAAAUAAACAAUUGAAUGCAAGCUACUUAAGUCAUACAGUUAAGACAUUGCCUUAAAAGCAAAGCUUUAAAGCAUCAAGCAAGAGAGCAAGAGGGUGUAGGUAUACACUAGAAAACUGGAAAAAAAAGCAUUAGUAGCCAAAACCCAGAAUGAUUUUUUUUGGCUUUUACUGGCAGCAUAAAACCCAGAUUUCUGAAUUUGUGUUCUGUACUAAAUAAGAACUAGCUUGGAGUAUCCUGUUUUUGUAACACAUGCAGACAGUUCCCCUAAUCAAAGGACUCCAUGGAUAUAAAUUCAUACUGCAAAUGGUUCAUUGCCUGUGCAACUGGUAGAACAACUUGGGCUUUGUUAAUUGUACAAAGUAAAUAGUUUUCUCAUUUUCACAGCAGCUUUGUAUUUCCCAUUAAAUUGUAUUUGCUGUCAAAUCUGAUGGUGAGCUUCAUUCAUGUGGUCUCAGGAAUGAAGCUCUUUCUAUAUAACCUGGUUGUGGAACUGAACACUAAAUGUUAAGAAAAGGCAUUUGUUCCUUUGCUUGCCUUUUUUUUUUUUUUAUUAAAUCGAGCUGUAAGAUGAGAAUCUUUAUCUAGACUUCUUUAUUUGAAAGCAAGAAAGAUCUGCAACAGGGGCUACUGUAGUGCUAGAUCUUUUAAAAAAAUUAAAAAACCCCACCCUUCCUGGCAUUCUCUAGCAGGGACCCAAGAAUUACAGUCAGACACUACAAGCAUUUGUUUGAGGAUUUUUUCUACUAUGUAUCCAGUAUUCAUAAAGUAAAUAAAGAGCAGCAAACAUUUGCCCUUUGUA